AUGGAAUAAGGCGUGUCCGUGCUAGACUGUGGUACCAUAAAACCCGUGUGUAGUUGAAUUAGUUUUAAGUCAACGUAUACGUUGAUGGCUCUGCGGUCCGGAAACACAGCAUUUAACGAUUUCUACAAGAGUCAUACUCCGAAUAUCUUCCGUCCCCUCUCCUUGAACGCGCAUUGUUCCAUCCGGCCAAUCUUUACUUGACCUUCUUUGAUCCUGGGAACUUGGGAGAGUGCUGAAGGUGUGGAUCGAUCGUACUGUGUGUGUCUUUGAGUGAGUCGACCGUGAACGGGAUUGUCAUCAGUUAGUUUUAUGUUUGCGAUUAUUUGACGAAGGCAGUCUCUCUCUCAGGAAAACAAGACUCGGAAGGAAGUCGUCUCAGGAGUAGAGUUGUUUGGCUAGCAAUUUCUGUGUCAUCACGUAGUUUGUCCAGACUUCAUCCAAGUUCCGUAACGCUAUCGGUGUCGUCAGUUUUAUCUACCCGUACUCCGCUGUCAUCAAGGACCACCCAUGUUUGGAUAGCAUUCGCUCCAAUUAACAGGAAUUAUAAAUUAAAGUUCAGCUAAUAUUUUUUGGAAUUGAUUUGUAUGCUACAGAAAAUGGCGUGGUGCUACUUUUUAUGCCUUUUAGCCUGUUAUGGUGCUUCAGUAUUGGGUCAAGAACCUUCUUGUGAAGGGGGUGGAUGUUACCCUGCCACCGGUGACCUUUUAAUUGGAAGAAAAGAGCAACUUUCAUCAUCUUCAACGUGUGGUUUAGAAAGACCGGAACGUUUCUGUAUUGUUAGUCAUUUAACAGACAUUACUAAGUGUUUUUAUUGUGACUCUCGGAAUUCUUUUAAGAAGGGUGUCCAUGUGUUGAGCCACAGAAUAGAAAAUGUUGUUACAUCGUUUGAUGAGAACAGGAAAGAAACUUGGUGGCAAUCAGAAAAUGGAAGAGAGGAUGUCUUUAUUCAGUUGGAUUUAGAAGCUGAAUUUCAUUUCACUCAUCUUAUAAUGACUUUUAAAACUUUCCGGCCUGCUGCCAUGUUUGUAGAGAGAUCAUCUGAUUUUGGUAGGACGUGGAAGAUAUAUAGAUACUUCGCUUACAAUUGUGAGGAAUCCUUUCCAGGUAUCAAACACGGUCAUCAAGAAGACAUCAGUGAAACUAUUUGUGAGUCACGAUACUCAGCUGUGGAACCAUCGACUGAGGGUGAGGUCAUUUUCAGAGUCCUGCCACCAAAUCUUCAAGUUAAUGAUCCAUAUGCAGCCGAUGUACAGGAUCUCUUGAGGGUGACUAAUCUCCGUAUUAACUUUACCAAGCUGCAUACUCUUGGUGACAACCUUCUAGAUAACAGAGAGGAAAUCAAAGAAAAAUAUUACUAUGCUUUGUAUGAUAUGGUUGUUAGAGGUAGCUGCCAGUGUUAUGGUCAUGCAAGUAGAUGUAUUCCAUUGGAAGGAAUGAGCCAUGAGUCUGGAAUGGUGUAUGGUAAUUGUGAUUGUACACAUAACACUAAGGGUUUGAAUUGCGAACAGUGUGAAGAUUUCUAUAAUGAUCUGCCAUGGAGACCUGCUGCUGGGGGUGAAACUAAUGCUUGUAAAAGAUGUAACUGUAAUAAUCAUGCUUCAAGAUGUCAUUUUGAUCCAGCGGUUUAUGAACAGACUGGUCAGAUUAGUGGUGGUGUAUGUGAUAAUUGCCAACAUAAUACCCUGGGUAGAAACUGUGAACAGUGCAGACCAUUCUUUUACAUGGAUCCAAGUAAAGAUAUCAGAGAUCCAAAUGUUUGUGUUCCCUGUAAUUGUGAUCCCUCUGGUGCUGUAAAUGGUGGCGAGUGUGAGAGUCGGGAAGAUAGAGAAAAUGGUUUGGUUGCUGGCAGGUGUAUCUGUAAAAGAUUUGUUGAAGGUGACCGUUGUGAUGUUUGUCGGGAUGGAUAUUGGAAUCUAGAAUAUAACAAUCCAGAAGGAUGUCAACCUUGUUCCUGUGCAUUGCAGGGUACUGUUGGCAAUCAGGGUUGUCAUAAAAGAACAGGACAAUGUGUAUGUAAGAGAUUGGUUACAGGCAGAGACUGCAAUGAGUGCUUGGAUGGUUAUUGGGGAUUAAGUGAUGAUCCAGAUGGAUGUAAACCAUGUGAUUGUGAUAUAGGUGGUUCAUAUGAUAAUCUAUGUGAGAAAUCUGAUGGACAAUGUAGAUGUAAACGCAAUAUCAUUGGUAGACGGUGUGAUAUGGCUGAACCAGGCUUCUUUGUACCAGGCUUAGAUAUGAUAACUUAUGAAGCAGAACUUAACAGAGGAAUUGGGCCAACUACUGUUGAAAUUCGUGAGCAGCCAGAUGGUACUGUGGUCACAUGGACUGGUCCUGGGUUUAUGAGAAUCCGAGAAGGUGGGAGUGUAGAAUUUAUAGUGGACAAUAUACCCACCUCCAUGGAGUAUGAUGUCAUGUUAAGAUAUGAACCACAGAUGCCAGAGACUUGGGAAGAUGUGAGAGUGACUGUAACAAGGCCAACAGAUAUACCAACCAGUAGUGUUUGUGGUAACACCAUCCCUCAGGAUGAUUUAUUAGCUACGUCAUUGUUACCUGGACAAAGACACCGUAUUCUGUCAAGACCUGUGUGUUUAGAACGUGGAACUCGUUACACUAUCAGGGUUGACUUCAACAGAUAUCACAAUGGUUCCCCUACACCAGCGGCACAAAUACUCUUUGAUUCGUUGGUUUUGGUACCAACUCAUAGCAGUUUACCCAUGUUCCAAGGACCAGGUCCAGCAGAAGAAAGACGAGAACAAUAUGAGAGAUAUCGUUGUCAGGAAACUCAGAUGUCUGUAUUAAAACCACCAAUGCCUGAAAUCUGUGAAGACCUCAUUUUUAGUAUGUCAGCUUCCAUGUAUGACGGUGCUGUUCCUUGCAACUGUGAUCAAACUGGAUCUGUUAGUUCUGUGUGUGGAGCUAUUGGUGGUCAGUGUGAAUGUAAAAGUAAUGUAAUUGGCAGAAGAUGUGAUCGAUGCUCACCUGGUACUUAUGGAUUUGGACCUCAAGGCUGUCAAUUGUGUGAUUGUAACCAGAUUGGUUCAAGGAGCUUAUUAUGUGAUGUUAACAGUGGUCAAUGUCCAUGUAAUCUCAAUACCUAUGGACGUCAGUGCGAUCUAUGUGAGAGAGGAUAUUGGAAUUUCCCUAACUGUCAACCAUGUCAGUGUAAUGGUCAUGCUGAUACUUGCGAUUCUAGGACUGGUACUUGUGAAGAUUGUAGAGAUAAUACAGCUGGUCAAUUCUGUCAAAUUUGUGCACUUGGUUUUUACGGUGAUCCUCGUGAAGGAAGUGGACAGGUAUGCCAACCGUGUAUGUGUCCAGGUGGUGCUGGGAGUGGAUUUCAGUUUGCUGAUUCUUGUUAUUUAGAUCCCAGAUCCCAGACUGUUAUAUGUGAAUGUAAAGAAGGAUAUACAGGUAUUCGUUGUGAUCAGUGUGAUAAUAACUUCUUUGGUAAUCCAUUAAUACCCGGUGGUGGUUGUCAGAACUGCAGUUGUAAUGGUAACAUAGAUCCAUCUGUACCUGGUAAUUGUGAUGCCAGGACUGGUGAAUGUCUCAGAUGUUUGUACAACACUGAAGGUACAUAUUGUGAAAACUGCAAACCAGGUUUUUAUGGUGAUGCUUUAAACAAGGACUGUAAAAAAUGCGUUUGUAACAUCCUUGGUACUGACCGUAGUGUUUGCGAUAAUAUGAAUAAUUGUGGUAUAUGCGAUAGUAAUACUGGCCAGUGUCCAUGCUUACCUAAUGUUGAAGGACGAAACUGUGAUAGAUGUACUGAUGAUUAUUGGAAGUUAGCCAGUGGUACUGGUUGCGAACUCUGCAACUGUUGUUCAUAUGGAUCAGUAUCAUCACAGUGCAAUGAGUUUGAUGGACAGUGCCAGUGUCGUCCAGGUUUUGGUGGAAGACAGUGUUGUGACUGUGAGGCUGAUUUCUGGGGUGAUCCUCUUGUAGAAUGCAAAGCAUGUAACUGUGAUCCUGAUGGUUCUGAGUCCCUACAGUGUGAUAGAGAUACUGGUGUAUGUCUAUGCAAAGAAGGCGUUACUGGUGAUAAAUGUGAUCGCUGUGAUAGAGGUACUUCAGGUGAUCUACCAAACUGUGAACCAUGUGGUGAAUGCUUCGAUGACUGGGAUGAUAUUAUACAGGAUUUGAAAAAUCAGACUGAUUAUGAAAUUGACCGUGCUCAGAACAUCAAACAUACUGGUGCACCUGGUGCAUAUGAUGAUGAAUUCCAAGAAAUGGAAGAUAAACUAGACAAGAUCAAGAAGCUUCUUGUUGCUCCUAAUGUUACUGAAGCUGAAGUGGAAGACCUACAGAAAGACUUAGCAGAUAUUCGUGAUGGAUUGACUGGAUAUGAGAAACAACUUGAUGAAAUUGAAGAUGAUCUACCAAAAAUAGAGGACAGAAAAUUAGAUGCUGAUGAUGAACUGGAUAGAUUAGAAAAAGCUGCUGGUAAUUUAGCCAAAAAAGCCAAAGAUCUAGAAGAUAAUGUGACUGAUAUCAGUCUCUCUGACGUAGAAGGAGCUUUUAAUAGUAUCAAAGAAAGUCAGAAUAAAUCCCAAAUGGCCCAAGAUAAAGUAGACGCCACAGAACCAAUUAUUGAGGAGUCAGAAGAAAUCCGAGAUGAGCUGAAUAAAUUGAUAAAAGAUAGGCAAGAUGAAUUGGAUCAAAAUCAAAAAGACAAUGAAGAUGCCUUGAAUGAUCUUGAUAACCAGUUAGCUGGCUUAGAAGCUAAACUGAAAGAUGUCAAUGAGAUGGUAUGCGGCGCACCAGGUGAUGAGUGUAGUACAUGCGGUGGUGCUGGUUGUGGAGAAUGUGGUGGAUUGGGAUGCGCUGGUGCAGUUCCGGUGGCAGAACAAGCACUCACCAGAGCACAGGAUGCAGAUGACAAACUUAGAGAGAAAGAGAAAGAAGCAAAUGAUAUGUUAGAUGAAGUCCAGAUGGCAGAAGAUGAUGCAAAUGAUGCCAAAGACAAAGCUCAGAUGGCAUAUGAUGCAGCAUUACAGGCUAAGACAGAAGCUGAAGGUGCCCAGACUAAUUUGACUGAUUUACUUGAUGCAAUAACUGAUUUCCUGCAUUCAGAAGGUGCCAAACCCUCUGAUAUCAGACGUAUAGCAGAAAAGGUAUUGGCUAUGAAAAUUUCCCUCACCCCAGAUGAGAUCAGAGAACUUGCCAAAGAAAUCAAUGAAACUAUUCAGAAUUUGGAGAAUGUGGAUGACAUCUUAGAUGCUACUAAAGAUGAUUUAGACAGAGCUAAAAAAUUAAAAGAAGAUGCAGAGAAAACAAAGGAUUUUGCUGAUGGUGUACUUGAUAAGGCACGUAAUGUAGUUGAAGCAUUGGACGAUGCUGACAAAGCACAACAAGUAGCUGAAGAUGCCAUAGAUAAAGCGGAUGAUGAUAUCAAAGCAGCUGAGGAAGCACUCUUACAGAUUGAGUCAGAAACAAGUGCUGCAUUAGAAAAAGCACGCGAUUCUUUAAAUAAAGUUGAAGAUAUGGAUGAUCAGUUAGACGAUGUGAAGAGAAAGUUUACAGAUAAUGAAAUAAAUAUUGACAAUGCUGCGGAAGCUGCAAAGCAAGCAGAUGAACUAGCUGAUGAUGCCCAGGAUGAUGCUGAUAAUCUACAGAAUAAAUACACGGAUGCAGCAAAAGAAAUUGAUGAUAAGAUUAGUGAGAGUAACGAUGCACUUGAACGAGCUGAGAAACUGAAAGAUGAUGCCACAGCUUUGGAAAGUGAAACACGAGACAAGUUACAGGAAUUGGAUGAUAUUAAAGGUGAUUUUGAUAACAAUGAAGACAGGUUGGGAAAUCUUGCGGAUGAACUUGGUGAUUUGAAUGAUGAAAUGUCCAAAUUACUUGCUGAUAUUGAGCGAAAAGCCCAGUUUUACAGAACUUGCCAACCUGGUACAUAAUGCAAGAUAACAUACUGGUAGCAAUGAUGUAGUAUAUAUAUAUCAUACCAGGCAGAAGAAAGAAUGGCUGAAAUGAAUUUUCAAAAUGCAUAAAUAUUUGACAUAGGAUUGCUUUGAAAUUCACUCCUGUUAUCAAGUAUUGGAUUUAGCUGCCUUGUUCAAUCAAAAAAGUGAAUUUAUUUAUUCGAGAAGGGGCUUGGCUUUACCAAAUUUGAAUUAUAUAAUUAUGUUUAUUGACUCCCCCUCUCAAGUAAAUAACAUAGACAAGAGCCAAACUAAAAAUGGUAUUUUGUAGGAUUUUUUUAGUGAUUUAUACACGAAAACAUUGUAGCUUAUUUAUAUAUAGGACAUACACUAAUCAUUUGCAGGCUUAUUAUCAAGGCAUAAAAUGAAUCAAGUUUGAAAUUUUGGAUAAUGCUAUAUUGAGAAUCAAACAUUUUGGAUGCGUUUGCUGUCGUUCUCCAUGUUUAGUGAUUUGUAGUGAUAUCUGUUUCAAACGCUUUUCUUCGCUUUACCAUCACAGUUCUUAUGCGAAAAAGUUGUUUAGGUACCUUUGUUUUGGCCAGUUUAGGUACAAAUUGUGGCACUUAUUGAGUGGUAACAGAUUGAAGUGCAGUAAGAUUGGAGGAAAAGUAUACACAACAAACCAUUUAACAGUUAGCAUUAACAUGGCAGUGAGUUUUCUGCACUGACCGUCCUACAAUAAAUUAGAUCUUGUGUAUUUCUAUCAAAGAUUCGCUUCUAAUACAGCAAAUAAGGUAGAUUAAAACAUUACUUUAAUUGAUAGAAACGCUUCAGCCUAUGCAUGAAUUGAAUUAAAUAAUACCAAUGACUAUUUCUUUUUUCAGGGAUUUUGUAAGAGUUUUACUAUUUUAACCUUUUAACUAUUAUUUUUUUUAUCAAUUUGAUGAACUUUUUACCACAUAUAUAUAUUUAUAGCUAUUUUUGUUAUUUUACAGUUAUGUAGUAUUUAUAGUCCUGUUACUGUGUAUUUUUGUGAUUGUUUAAGCGGGCGUAUAUUUUGGUUACUACAUGUUGUAGCUUACAGUCAUCAUUGGGUAGAGAUGGGCCAGUAGUGGCGCUCGUAUUUAGAAUCAAGUGGGGAAGGAAGAUUCUAAUCAUUGUGUAAAUAAACAAUGUUAUUAACAUUUGAAGGGGGUCUUCUCAUAAGACAGAAUUCUGGUAGUAUGACCUAUUGGUACUCUCAGUAAUGUAGUGUAUUUAGACCCAUUUUUAGCCUUUAUAUGGUCUACUUGAUUUAUAUCACUGGUGCUUUAAAUAUACCAUCUUUGUAAUGUAUAAAUGAUCUUAACCGACUUUUCAUGUCGAUUUAGGAUAUCAAGUACAUUUCUUCUAGAAGACAAUUUUUUUUUUAUCAUUUGAUACUAUAGUGAUAUGUAAAUGUAUUUUUACUUUUUGAUACAGAUCUGCCGUAAAACACUUUCAACCUGAUCCACACUCAUUCAUAUGGACUAACAAAAUACAUUAAAAUAGUUUUUUAUUUCUUCAAGUUAGAGAAGUGCAGCCAUACAUUUAUUUUGCUCUGAUUACAGUACCUUUUUUUGGAGACUUUCUCCAAGAAUUUUAUUUUCUAUGAUCACAUGACACAUAAGAUGCAGCUGUUCCAGUAUACAUACAUGUUUUAGUCAAGUAGAACUGCUUGUUUUUAAUAUUCAAUGUUUUUGUAACUGAUUUCAUGGCCAUUAGUGCUGUACAUUCAUCUGUGCAGAACAAGUUUAUUAAUAAAAAAACAUACAUACAUUU
This is a messenger RNA of Saccoglossus kowalevskii, 7661 nucleotides long. Its product is annotated as laminin subunit beta-1-like. The record is from RefSeq and is a predicted model, not a curated record. NCBI's taxonomy places the organism in Eukaryota, Metazoa, Hemichordata, Enteropneusta, Harrimaniidae. Gene Ontology annotation, cellular component: membrane; laminin trimer. Gene Ontology annotation, biological process: cell migration; axon guidance; tissue development.